Molecule: messenger RNA, 483 nt
Organism: Medioppia subpectinata
Lineage: Eukaryota; Metazoa; Arthropoda; Arachnida; Sarcoptiformes; Oppiidae
Source: the annotation of a GenBank genome assembly
GCAAUGUUUACCCAAUUUUGUGAUCAAAUAUUUUGCCACAAAAAUAGUUAAAAAGAUUGACUCAAUGGUCGCGAAGUGAUUGUCUUUCGGCCGACAAUCUUGUUGUCAAACUCGUGAGGAAUGAAUCCGUCGCGAGAUAUUAAAGACAUUAAAUAUGGCCACGACUUGAACGCCGGCCCGUCUUCGGUGUCGUCCGCGUCCUCGACGGCCAACUCUUCAACCAAUCCAUUGAAUGAGCGAAAGAUUUGGUUGUUUUCGCUGAAGAACUUGAGGCCGGAAGAGGUGCCACCGGAGGAUCAGUUGGGAAAAUGCCGUUUAGUCACAGAGUUUGAGAAACUGAAUCGCAUCGGAGAGGGAACCUAUGGUAUUGUCUACAGAGCCCGAGACACGCGGACGGACGAGAUCGUGGCCCUGAAGCGCAUGCGUAUGGACCGCGAGAGGGAAGGGCUGCCCAUCAGUGGUCUCCGAGAGAUCAAUCUAUUG